AUGUCCUCAGUAACGCCUACGACCAAAAAGUCCAUUUCCAAAGAUGAGUGGGAGCAAAGAUUGAACAAGGUCAAAAUCAACAAGCAAGAUUUGAAUCGACUCGUUAUGAACUACUUGGUUAUUGAAGGAUACAAAGAUGCAGCAGAGCAAUUCAGCUUGGAAAGUGGACUUGAGCCUACUAUCGACCUUGAAUCUAUACAAGAAAGGAUGGAGAUUCGUCAUGCUAUUCAGUCUGGAGACGUGGAUACAGCUAUAGAACUUGUUAAUGAUGUGAAUCCAGAGAUUCUCGAUGACAACCCAGAGCUCUUUUUCCAUUUGCAGCAACAACGAUUGAUUGAAAUGAUACGUAAAGGUGAAUAUCCAGAGGCACUCGAGUUUGCAGCAGAGGAGAUGGCGCCUCGUGGAGAAGAACAUCCCGAAUUCCUUCAAGAACUAGAACGAACGAUGGCAUUGCUUGCAUUUCAAAACAUCAAUGAUUCCCCUGUGGCUGAUCUGUUACACCCCAAUCAACGACAAAAGACAGCAAGUGAACUUAAUGCAGCUAUUCUUAUUAGUCAAUCUCGUGAAAAGGAUGCCAAAUUACCAAUGCUUCUCAAGACGUUAGCGUGGAGCCAAGAGAAAUUGGAUGAGCGUAUGGUGUAUCCAAGGAUUGAGGAUUUUGUUUCUGCUGAUUUAGUUGUACGAGAUAGCCAGGGCAAUGUAGUAGAUGAUGCUAUUGAUUCUUCCUCUUCUGCCAUUCUGUAA
This is a messenger RNA of Lichtheimia ornata, 744 nucleotides long. RefSeq lists its product as uncharacterized. Lineage: Eukaryota; Fungi; Mucoromycota; Mucoromycetes; Mucorales; Lichtheimiaceae. Gene Ontology annotation, molecular function: protein binding. The record is from RefSeq and is a predicted model, not a curated record. The coding region runs from base 1 to 744 and encodes 247 amino acids. Gene Ontology annotation, biological process: proteasome-mediated ubiquitin-dependent protein catabolic process. Gene Ontology annotation, cellular component: nucleus; cytoplasm. The transcript has 3 exons.